AUGUUUGGGGAGUCGUUCCGGGUGAUUUCCGCAAGGAAGAAGCUGUUCGGGCAGAUCACUCUUGCCUUAAUACUCCCUCUUUGCGUCUUCUUCCUCGCCCACUUGAAGGUUACUCAGCUCAUCCUCGAGAACACAAUCAAGACCGAUGGCGGUCACUGGAUCGACUAUGAUGAGAAUAAUGGUGAGUACGAAGUCCUCUACAACAAGAAAUACAGCUGGGCGGUUAUAUUAGUCAUAAAGGUCGUCUACCUCAAUGUCGUCCUCAUCUUGUCUCUCAUUGCAACAUCGGCCGUUGUCUACACCGUGGCAUGCGUCUACACCUUCAAGGAUGGCACCUUCAGAAAGGUCAUAAGCAUCAUGCCCAAAGUUUGGAUGAGGCUCGUAAUCACGUUCCUACGGAUCUUCAUUGUUUUAGUUGUCUACAACUUAAUUUUCGUAGGGCUUUUCUUCCAGUGUCUUCUAUUUGCUCGCGUGAUCGCAAUUGCCCUAGCAAUCAUCCUAGUAGUUGCCUACAUUGCGGGCAUUGUCCACGUAACAAUUGUAUGGGAGUCGGCAUGUGUUGUGUCUAUCCUAGAGGAAUAUGUAUAUGGUAGGAAGGCAAUGCCUAGUAGCAAGGCCCUGCUGAAGGGUGAGAUAUGGAGCGUAAUCUGCUUCUUCGUGUUGCUCACCAUGUUCUUCGGGCUGGUCGAGCUCGGGUUCGAGUUUCUCGUGGUGGUCUGGUUAGUGAUCAAGAAGAGCGUGGCAAUCAGGGUCAUGCUCGGGGUCGUCUUUUGGUUUGUGCUCGCGCUCGAGACUCUCGUCCGUCUCGUUGCAUUUACUGUUAAUUAA
This is a messenger RNA of Punica granatum (pomegranate), 828 nucleotides long. The record is from RefSeq and is a predicted model, not a curated record. NCBI's taxonomy places the organism in Eukaryota, Viridiplantae, Streptophyta, Magnoliopsida, Myrtales, Lythraceae.